Molecule: messenger RNA, 1695 nt
Organism: Cuscuta campestris
Lineage: Eukaryota; Viridiplantae; Streptophyta; Magnoliopsida; Solanales; Convolvulaceae
Source: the annotation of a GenBank genome assembly
CUCCUUGGAAUUCUGCAAGGACAUGGCAUCCCUCAAGAACAUCUCCACAAAUAAAGUCAUUCUCACUGGGAAGAGAAUCAGGAACAUCUAUGAAGUGAUGUGGGACGACGUCAAGGAAGCAUGCCUAAUCAGCAAAGAAGAAGAAGAAGUCUCUGACCAUGGAGAACUUCAAAGGAAGAAGAAGAGGAAAAUCAACUCUCCAUCAACAUCUGGAAAUGUCAAUCCGGAUGAGUUGAAGGAGAAGGAAAUUGCUGAGGAAACCUCUGUUCAAAACCGGAGCCCUCAACAGUUUGAAGAAGAAACUCAUCAAGUCCCAAGCCUUCCAACCUCAUCUUCUCAGCCUCAUACAGAUGAUGCUGACAACAAAUUCUGGCAGCUCUACUAUAAUUGGAGAGCUUGGAAAGUUGGAAAUUCAGAAGAGCAACUGUUGGAUUGGGACCAACAGCUGAAGAAUGAGAAGAUUAUCAAGAAGUGCUUAGGUAUUCCAGUCAACCACAACUGUGAAGAUAUUUUGAAUGAUUACUGGGUAUGGCAAAAGAACCCGGAAGAUCUGCAUAUGGAGUACCUGGCCAACACACCAGCUUCAGAUUGUGAAGCAGAUGAUGAAGACACUGCUGUCUUCAAGCCAAUCUUCACUAGAGCCACAGAAGAACAAAUGGUUCUCACCUCUGAAGAAAUAGCUGGUUUGGAAGCAACAGCUGAGGAUUUCCCAAUCUUUCCGGAAACCUCACCUGCGUUUGAAAUGGUUCUGACUGAAACUGUUCAAGAGAAGGCAGCCUCUCCCCCCCAAGAGCAGAACCAGGAAGCAACUGAAGAAGAAGAAUUUCAGCAACUAAUCCGUUCUCAAGUUUUGGAGACUCUCACAACUCCUUGUGAGAUCUCCAAUCCUACUGAAACUGAGAUUCCGGAGAAGUCAGCAACAAUUCCAGAACAGUCAGAGCAAGCUGUUGAAGUGCAAAGGAACUCUGGAGAAGCUGAAAGGGAAACUCAAUUGGCAGAAGUGGAGGUUUGUCAAACUCCAAUAGCCAUUUUUGAAGAACAGAAUGCUGAUGAAGAUAGAGACUCCCUCUCUAGGGAUAUAUCAAAUUUUGAACUUGAUGAAGCUGAAGGUGAAUCUGAAAGAACCUUGAAGGUCACUGAUGAAAAAGAUGUACGAGAAGAUGCUGAAUCUCUUCCUUUGCAACUCUUCCAAAGGACAUCAUCUCCUCAUCAGGUAACCAAUGUUCAUUUCCAUAGCUCUUCAACCCCUACCCUUCCGGAUGAGAUACCGGAAAUCUGGACAAAGAAGGUCCAAGGGCUGAUUGAGUCAGCCCUAGCAUCUCAACAUGCCUCCUUUAGGCAAGAGAUAGAGCUAAUGGAAGCCAAACACACUAAGCUGAUAGAGAAAUCUGAAGAGAAACACAUCGCUGAUCUCAAGGAGAUAAGUAAAUCAGUAGAAAAGACUCUAGAGAUCAUCUCUCUAUUGAGUAAAACUGUGAGCAAUACGAUGGAAAUAUACACCUCUGACAGUCAACUGCAAUUCAAUGAAUUCAACAAAGUCAAGGAGCAAAUAGCAAAUGUCAAAGUUGGUCUACAAAAAUAGAUGUCCCUUCUCCAAAUGGACAUCAGAUCAGCCCUAGCAAUUGCUUAAGCAAAUCAGGUAGUAACCAAAGACUACUUGAAGGUGAUCAUUGACAAUCAAAAGGAAGCAUACAA